Molecule: messenger RNA, 1251 nt
Organism: Colletotrichum abscissum
Lineage: Eukaryota; Fungi; Ascomycota; Sordariomycetes; Glomerellales; Glomerellaceae
Exons: 3
Coding region: 1-1251 (416 amino acids)
Molecular function (GO): peroxidase activity
Source: RefSeq, a predicted model, not a curated record
AUGGCAACAAAGGAAGAUCUUGAAAUUUUGAUCAAGCGCAACGCAGAACCUGAAGCCAACCCCGAGCCACAGAUCCUCGGCGGAAUCAUCGGCUCACUCACCAACACCAUUACCGGACUCCUCGGCGCUGUGGCUCAAGGGGCAUUAAACCCUGCAAACAAGCGUCCCGAACCAGGCUACGACUUCAUUGCACCUGGCCCCAAUGAUAGCAGAGGACCCUGCCCGGGUUUGAAUCUGCUUGCGAAUCACGGCUACCUGCCUCGUGACGGCCACGUCAACCUGGGCCAAGUAAUUGAAGCCACUGCUCGCGGGUUCAACAUGGGUCCUGAUUUGUCAACUAUCCUCGGUGUUUUUGCUGUCCUCACGGACGGAGAUAUCGCAACUGAGUCUUUCUACUUGGGAUCUGGCCCAGGGAAUGUUGGCGGAUUGAACAGGCACUCAACAGUCGAGGCCGAUAUUUCACCUAACCGAGAAGAUUUCUACAACGGAUGUGGCGAUGCUCACCACCUUUCAUCCCGUCUGUUCAAGCAGAACGUUGACAUCGUAGCGAAGAGCGGAACGAAGCAGUUUGAUCUGACCAACAUGGGUACACAAUACCAACAACUGUCCAUGUUCUCUCAGAAAAACAACCCUUACCUCUACUACUUCCCUUUCCCCUUGAUCGUCUCUCUUGGGGCUUUUGCCUUCUACCCUAACUUCUUCAGCAAUGGCACCUAUGGACUAGGAGGUGUUGCCAAUUAUGAGUCCAUCUCCUCUAUUAUCGGAGCCAAGUACGACUCCGCCACGGGGGAAUUCCAGUACGUACCGGAAACAUGGCCCGCCAACUGGUACCGUCGUGCAACGCCGUACACUGCAGUUCAGACAGUGCUGGAGGGUCUCCUCAUCUACCUCCGCAACCCUGUUACUCCGGCUGUUGCGCAGCUUGGCACAGGAAAUCUGAAUGCCACAACUCUGCUGUGUGAUGUUUACCAGGGUAUCAAUUCACUGGUGCCACUCUUCGUCGCCGGGACUACGGAGCAGGUGGCUGCCGCGACUACAUGGGCUAUUUCCAAGCUUGACCCCUACUUCGGCAACACCGUUCUCGGUUGCCCAACCAGCGUUCUCUCUCCAAACGGCCCUAGCAUCUUGUUCCCUAAUGCCAACCAGCAGGGCGGUCCGCUCAAUCCCCCUCCCAGUGUGGCCAAGCAUAUUGGCAACAACGUAUACUACAAGACGUACUUUACUUCGGCACCGGUAACACCGGCGUGCUGA